This is a messenger RNA of Drosophila ficusphila, 1806 nucleotides long. RefSeq lists its product as uncharacterized. Bases 869 to 1378 code for a protein of 169 amino acids. The record is from RefSeq and is a predicted model, not a curated record. Lineage: Eukaryota; Metazoa; Arthropoda; Insecta; Diptera; Drosophilidae. The transcript is spliced from 2 exons.
AUUUAUAUACGCUUCAUACAUACAGAGCUGGUGAAAACACAGUGCUCACCAAAUGUCAGUUGACGUCAGAAGGUCUUGAGAAGCGCGAGGCGUGCAUAUACUACGUAUAUAACAGGGAGAACCCCCGAGAGUGGGAGAGAGAUCGAGAGAGCGCGUUCAACUUUCGAUUGAGUUGAUAUUUUGGCUAUUUCGCUUUUGUUCAGUUCAGUUCAAUUCAGAUACUCGUUGCCAGCCAAACCGAAGUGAAGUCAAAAACUCAUGUGCGUACUUACGUGUAAAGCAGUCGAAGAAAAUGUGCAAACAUACAACUACCAUAUGUACUUGUAUGUGGUGAAGAGUGUCAGCGUUAAUCGCCUUUUCCCUCUGCAUGACGACUAGAAAAUACUCGAUACCGUGUCUGUUUGGCCAAGUGAAAAACAAAAUUGAUAUUGUGUAAGUUAUAUCUAGCGUUGGGAAAACGAUGAAAAGUGUCAUUCCUAAAAAUACACCUCCUCGGGAAAGGAAGUCGCAAUAAACGUGCUAGUCGUCGCCACAAAGAAACCGAGACUCUGGAAGUAGGGCUGAAAAGUAGCCAUCAUGACUAGCUCACCACCCAAAACGGCAGCCCGUUUACAGAAAAUCGAUAUUCUAGUCGCGCUGUAACGCUGGCUAGCGCCUAGCUGAAACAAAACAAAAAAAUAACAGACAGGCGAGACAUUAGUAUACCGAAAACCUCUUCCGCCAAUGGUCGACAUAUAGCCGCAAAUGCCUACGCUACAUAUCAGCCCCAAAAACAAAAAUACAACCAUCUGUGAUACGCGCGUACCUAAAACAGUUUGCGAAAUGAACUAACUUUGCUCCGAUCGAGGGUAUCACUGGGAAAUUAACGAUGCGUCUUGUCCGCAGUAAAUGUUGUCAACGUGAUGUAUCCGACUAUUUGAGCACCCCGCACCAGUCGUCAACAAACUCCGAAGUCCACACCAAAAAUAUAUUUACACGCUAUUGGGACGACCACAUAAAAAUGAAGGAACUCAACGAAGAAAGGUCCAGGGGCAAGCCCACCUCAUCAUCAUCUUCAGCACCUGCCAAACAAAUCCAGAGCGUUACCUUCGUGAGAAGUACGGGGACCAGUAAUCCACCAGCUGUUUGCGACCUAAAUGGAAACGGGAAUGGGAACUCGGCCCAAACCGAGUGGACCUUUCCCCCAAAAGCGCCCACCCCACAUAUCUACAAUUGCCUGACUCCCGACAUGAUGGCAUCAAGUGAUAAAAACAGCUUUAAAGGAUUUCGGAAGCAGUUCAGUGGACGAUUUAAGCGCCUAGUAACUCGAAAAGUGGAACACACUCCAGUGAUACCUCCAGAAUUGAAGCCGCAACUUAAAACAAUAUACGUUUACUAACUUAAGAUGUAACGACAAUUGCAAGCACAAGUGUUUUCGCCAUUAUACACGAACACUCCCUAUGUGCGUGUAUAUGGCAGGAAACAUUAGUGAUAGGAAAAGCAAGAUAAACUAAGUAAUCAUAAUACCAUUCUGAUUGACAAUUUAAGUAUUCAGCGAUUCGUGCGUAUUGUUAGGCUCAAUAAAAAGAACAUUUCAUAAGACAGACAAAAGUUUAAUGAAGUUGGGAUGAAAACCGCGGGGCUAAAACUAACAUAUCAAAGAAUUCAAAUAUGUAGUUCUAAUUAUCAAACUAGUUUGAUGUUUAAAAAUCCUCCCCAAGUUGUAUUCUGAAUCUAUGUAAUUGCUUUCUCUUUGAAUAAGUUGCAAAACCUCCCUAUUGUAAAACUGUUCAUUAAUUAUAAUUAAAGCUUUUUUAACUACCUUAA